Messenger RNA from Daktulosphaira vitifoliae (grape phylloxera), 1966 nucleotides. Its product is annotated as angiotensin-converting enzyme-like. Gene Ontology annotation, biological process: proteolysis. The transcript has 13 exons. Gene Ontology annotation, molecular function: metallopeptidase activity; peptidyl-dipeptidase activity. Lineage: Eukaryota; Metazoa; Arthropoda; Insecta; Hemiptera; Phylloxeridae. The record is from RefSeq and is a predicted model, not a curated record. Gene Ontology annotation, cellular component: plasma membrane. Bases 1 to 1878 code for a protein of 625 amino acids.
AUGAAGCAAUCAAUAUACUUCGUUUUUUGUUACCAUAUAUUUGCUAUAUCAGAUACAUAUCCAAUCAAUAAAGUUCCUUUAGAUGACUUUACUAAACGCCACAACGAAACCAGUUUUAAUUGCAACUUGGAACAAAAAAUUUGGAAGCUUCAUAAAUUAACAGAAGAAGAGUUACACUCGUAUGCAAUAGCACAAUGGAAUUACAAUAUAAAUUUAAAUGAGGAAACUAUAAAAUGUGCAAUAAAUGCUUCGGUAAAUUUGUUUUCAUUUCAAAAAUCUUUAAUGACAAUGGUAAGAAAUAUUUCAAUGUUAUAUGAUAUUGAUUAUGUUGAUUUGGUGAAAAAUGUUUCAUUUUUGAGUAACCCCAGAGUGGAACUAUUGGAUUUGGUCAAUUAUGAAAAGAUUAUAGCACUUAAGAGUCAUAUAAAGAACAAAUUAUACUAUGGAGAAAUUUGCGAAUACUUAAAACCAAACCGACCUUGUGAUGUGAGUUAUAAUGAACUAAAAGUUAUUAUGAUUAACUCAUCAAAUCCAGCAGAGCUAAAAUACUAUUGGAAAGCUUGGCAUAAUUAUACUGGAUAUGAUGUAAAAACUAAAUACAUAAAAUACAUCAGACGACUUGACCAUAUUGCAACUUUAAAUAAUUUUUCAGAUGGAGUUGCUUACAAUGUAUAUUCAAACAUCUAUAAAGGAUGUCUUGUUAACAUUGAUUAUAUUUAUAAAAGCAUUAAGCCAUUAUACGUGCAAUUGUUUACCUAUGUGCGCAAAAUUCUCAGAGAUAAAUUUGGAUCAAAUAUUGUUACAGCAAAAAAUCCAAUUCCUGUACAUUUACUAGGUUCAGUUUUAGGGCAACCAUGGACUAACUUACUGUAUUCAAUGAAAGAUGAAUUUGUUCCUCGUGUUGUAAAUGAUGUUGAUAUUAAGUCACCUAAACAAAUGUUCGAUUUAGCCAUUGGCUUUUAUUCUUCUCUUGGAAUGGGCAUUUUACCAAAAACUGUAUGGAGUCGUUCAAUUUUCGAAAAGAACAGUAGUUUUGCUGAUUGUCAAGCUACAGCUUGGGAUCUGUACAAAGAUAAUGACUUUAGAAUUAAAAUGUGCUCCAAGAGUAGAGCAGAAGAUUUCUAUACACUUCAUACUCUAAUUGGAUUUGUUUAUUAUUUUAUGGCAUAUAAAAAACUACCAGUUGUACAUCAGCGAACACCAGAUGCUGUAUUCACUGAGAGCCUGAUUAAUGCACUAGUGCUGUCAGUUCAUUACCAAGAUUUUAUAGAUAGGUAUUCAAGUAGCCCAUCUAGUAGACAGAAUUUUCUAUUGCAAAUGGCUUUGAAAAAAGUGUCGAUCAUACCAUUUGCUUACGCUCUUGAACAUUGGCGUUGGGCAGUAAAACCACCCUUUGCGCCAAAAUUUAUGAACGAUAUCUGGUGGAGUAUAAGAUUAAAAUAUGAAGGAGUAACUUCACCAAUAUCGAAAGAAAAAGAUAAAUCAGCAAACAGCAAUUAUAAGCCUUUUGAUCCAAGUGCUUCAUACAAUGUUUUGAUGGAAAUUCCUCCAAUUAAGUAUUUUUUGCAACCAAUAGUAGAAUUUCAGUUUUUCAAAUCUCUGUGUAUUGCUUGCGGAGAGUAUGAUUCAAAACAUUCGGAUACAAGACCAUUGUACCAGUGCAAUUUAAGAGGUUGCAAAAAAAUUGGAAAAUUGCUAAAAUUGGUGAUGUCAAAAGGGACAUCAGCUAAAUGGUCAACGUUAUUUGAAGCAAUUGUAGGCCAUACACGAAUAGAUGCAAGUCCAAUAAUGGAAUAUUUUCAAUCCCUCAAUGAAAGUUUAUCUAUAAUUAAUAACCAAACAAACGAAUACUUGGGAUGGAAAACACCUCUUUCUUAGUAUUAUAUUGUAAAUUUUUAUGUUUGUUACAAUUUUUACUGUUUUUAUUAACUUUAAGCUGUUUAAACUUGAUAUUUUUGUGACUAGU